AUGGCUUCUGUAGGUUCUGUGAAGGAGAAAUCAACAUCGGUAAAAUAUCACAGAAUUGAUAUGGCUACACAUAAGACACAGUUACAUGAUAGCCCACUGAAGGAAACAAGAUUUGGCAAAUUUUUGCGCAGAACCGUGAACUGUACAGGACAUUUAUUGGCAUUGUGCCUUUUGGCAGUGUUCUGCAUAUUUGCCUAUGUUUUCAUAUCUGGUGUCAUAAAAGAGAAUGCUCCGAGCAUCAAAACCACACACAAGAAGAUUGCAACUCGAGCUGAUCAAUGCACUAAUGUGGAAGAUAACAGGUUUGAUUGUUUUCCUGAGAAGUUCGGAUCCUCAGAAGGAGUUUGUGUCAGUCGUGGAUGUUGUUGGAGAGCUACUACCAAACCAGAUGCUGCUCCAUUGUGUUUCUUUCCUACAAAUUAUGAGGGGUACUCUGCUUCAGAAUUAACAUACACCUCAAAAGGGAUUACUGCAACACUUCAGAGGUCUUCGAGUUCAUUUUAUCCUAGAGAUGUGAAAACUCUGAAACUGGUGGUGGAGUAUCAGACGAGUACCAGACUACGUCUAAGGAUUUUUGACCCAAACAAUGCCAGAUUUGAGGUGCCACUGGAUACCCCUUCUGGAUCCUCGGAUCUUCACAAUCCACUGUAUACUGUAACCAUUCAGCAAAAUCCUUUUAAUAUUAUAAUACAGCGUAAUUCUACAGGAGCUACAGUAUUUGACACCAGAGGUGCAGCCCCUUUAAUCUUCUCAGACCAGUUCCUGCAGAUUGCCACCCAGUUGUCCACAAAGUACCUGUAUGGAUUUGGGGAGCACCGUACAACAUUUCUCCAGGAUCUCACCAAAUGGAGGCGACUGGUCUUUUGGAACAGAGAUGAUGUGCCAAAGGUUGAUAACAAUGGGUAUGGUUCUCAUCCUUUCUUCUUGAACCUGGAGACUGGAGGGCCAGCAUCAAAUGCAAAUGCUCAUGGUGUCUUCUUACUCAACAGCAAUGCCGGAGAGGUAGCCACUCAACCUGUUGGUUCUGGCGACAAUGGGGCUGUCACGUACCGAAUGAUUGGAGGAAUUUUGGACUUUUACAUUUUCUUAGGCCCAAGUCCUCUGUCAGUAGUUCAACAAUAUUCUGACGUUAUAGGUCGCCCAUACUUUCCGCCAUUUUGGUCUCUAGGCUACCAUAUUUGCAAGUAUGGAAUUAAUAAUGCAGCAGACCUUCAGAAUUUGAUCAACAGAAAUCGUGCAGCACAAAUUCCAUAUGAUGUUCAGUGGAGUGACAUAGACUACAUGACUAGUCACAGAGAUUGGACCUAUGACAAGGAUAGAUAUGGAAAUUUGCCGAACAUCGUAAAGGACUUGCAUGACAAUAACCAGAGAUACAUUGUCAUGGCUGAUCCUGCUAUUUCAAGUGAGCAGCCGGCUGGAACCUACCCUCCUUUCGAUGAUGGUGUUCAGAUGGAUAUCUUUGUGAAGAAUGAUGCAGGCAGUAUUUUGAUUGGCCAGGUCUGGCCAGGAAAAACUGCAUUUCCGGAUUUUUUUCAUCCCAAAGCUGUUGAUUAUUGGUACAAGCAAGCCAAGGAAUUUCAUGAUAAGAUACCAUACGAUGGCCUGUGGAUUGACAUGAAUGAGCCUUCAAACUUUGUGGAUGGAUCCGUCUCUGGAUGUACAAGUAAUGAACUGGACAAUCCUCCUUUUACUCCAGCAACAAUUGAUGGAGGAAAGCUCAUGUCUAAAACAAUCUGUCCUUCGGCUAAGCAUGUGAUCUCAACACACUACAACUUACACAACAUGUACGGUUGGUCCCAGUCUAAUGUCUCCAGAAGAGUUGGAUCUCCAGUGUAUACACCCGGUUCCUCAUUUGCUGGCACUGGUAAAUUGGUUGGACAUUGGUUGGGCGACAAUUUUUCAUCUUUCCCUGAUUUGUAUUAUUCUAUACCAGCUAUCCUCAACUUCAACCUGUUUGGCAUCCCUCAGAUUGGAGCAGACAUCUGUGGAUUCCUCGGAGUCACAACACCUGAACUCUGCACCCGCUGGCACCAGCUUAGUGCCUUUUAUCCAUUCAUGAGAAACCAUGCAGAACUUAGUUCACCAUAUCAGGACCCAGCAUCCUUCCAGCCCCCAUUCAGAGAUUACAUGAAGACUGCCAUAGAGUUGAGAUACAGGCUAUUGGCUGUGCUCUACACUGCCUUCUACAGAGCUCACACUCAAGGCUUGCCCAUUGUCAGGCCUCUGUUUUUCUUGUACCCAGGCACUGAGGCUAUCGACAAACAGUUCAUGUGGAAUGAUCAACUUCUUGUGUCCCCUGUUGUAGACGAGGGAGCCUCAUCUGUUCAAGCCUUCAUCCCAGAUGAUGUGUACUAUGAUUUUUACACUGGAGCUUUGGUAGCACAACGGGGUCAGACUGUACAGCUAAAUGCUCCCAUUGAUUAUAUCAAUGUCCAUGUUCGCGGGGGAUCCAUUUUACCACUCCUGCCUGUUACCCAACGAACUAAUUUGUCACGGAAGGAAAAAUUCCAGCUGAUUGUUGCUGUAGCAGCAGAUGGCACUGCCAGUGGUGAACUGUUCUGGGAUGAUGGUGAAAGCAUCGACAGUGUUUCUGGAAAUAAAUAUUCUGACAUCACCUUCAGCCUGACAAAGUCUAACCACCUGAUUAGUACUGUUGUCAAGGGAGGUUAUAACCCUCCAGAAGGAGUCAGACUUGGCGCAGUGAUACUCUAUGGCAUUAACUAUGGCCCCGGGAGUGUCAGUGUCAAUGGGAAAGAUGCCACUUUCAACUAUGAUGCAAGUUUGAAG
Messenger RNA from Candidula unifasciata, 2787 nucleotides. NCBI's taxonomy places the organism in Eukaryota, Metazoa, Mollusca, Gastropoda, Stylommatophora, Geomitridae. The record is from the annotation of a GenBank genome assembly.